Messenger RNA from Fusarium verticillioides 7600, 786 nucleotides. RefSeq lists its product as hypothetical. Lineage: Eukaryota; Fungi; Ascomycota; Sordariomycetes; Hypocreales; Nectriaceae. The record is from RefSeq and is a predicted model, not a curated record. The transcript has 2 exons. The coding region runs from base 1 to 786 and encodes 261 amino acids.
AUGCCUAGUUCUCAUUCGCCGCAGCUAGGUGGCGACUUCAAAUGGCAGCUCGACCAGGCUCUCGGUUUGACUAACAGUUAUCUCAGCGAAUUAACCUACCGCCUGGAUCUAAACUCUGAAUUCGAUACUGACACAGCCCAACAGCAGCCACCAAGCAAAACACACCAUGAGCUUGGCCAUCUUGCCCUCCAAUUCUUUAACGUUCUCAGAGUGAUCCAAGACCUAGAUAAGGAUCUAUAUGAGAACAUCGUCCUUUGGAUAGAUUGCUUUAGCGCUGAUCUUGUGUUCAUUCACCAGCUCAAGUACUUGGGCGAGUGUACAGAAGAGUGCUCUUGUCCCCCAAAGCAAUGGGACAUUCAAAAAGUGCGCUUGUGGCUUCGAAGCGCCUUGUCUGAGUUCUACGAAGCAUCUCUGUCUAGCGAAGUUCGUGAAGAUGCUCAGCAGAAUGCAAUGGCCCAUUAUCUACUUGGAGUCGUUGAUGUUGAUACCUCUGUUGCCUGUGGACUUCAGGAAGGGUCCCAAGAACUUCAAAAUCCCGAUGGCUGUAUUUGUGAGCUUGAGGACACUAGCAUCCAACCUGAACCGAUUUAUGCAGACGCUAUUGUGUACUCACCCGGAUCUUACACUUCAGGCCAGAUCAAUGAGCACAUCUGCUGCGCUGCGCUCUUCUACUACGACAACGAGACCAUCACUGACAGCUAUAUCGACUUCCGAACUGUGGCAAAUGCAGAAAAGCUCGAUGAUGGACUCUUGUCCCACGAGCAGAAUGACUGGAAGACUAUCUAA